Molecule: messenger RNA, 2640 nt
Organism: Chilo suppressalis (striped riceborer)
Lineage: Eukaryota; Metazoa; Arthropoda; Insecta; Lepidoptera; Crambidae
Source: the annotation of a GenBank genome assembly
GAUUGUCUCCCUGUGAAAAGCGCACGGGUGUACGGUGUGACGCGGGCGGAGCGGGCGUAUGAAAGCUCCGAACCGUACUAGCGGUGCCGUUAGCGCAGGCUCGGGCGGGCGGCGGCGGGCGGCCGCGGGCGGGUCGUGGGAGGUACCGUUAAUGACGUCGCCGUCGUGACGUCGCACCCGUGACGUCAUACGCCGCGAUAUAGCCACCAGCCUCGGCGGCGGCGGCCUCAGUAACGCACCGACCGUUCACAAGCGUGUACCUCCGCGCACCUUCUCGCGAACCGCAUCAACCUACCGACUGACCGAGUGAGUGAGUGCGCGUGCAGUGAGUGGAAUGUGCUCGGCCGCAUGAGGAUCCUGCUGAGCGAGCUGGGACUGUCCGGCGCGUGUUUCGGCCUGACCCUGGAGCCGCGUGAUUCCUCGCUGGACCCCGACAAGCCUGCGCCAGGUCAGCGCCCGCACGACCUACCGCGAUCCACCACAUCUGUGUUUAUUUUCGCUUUCGUUGUGUAGAACCUUUGGGUGUUGUAGACUCUGUGUGGAACUGUCGUGACGAUGGCCAUCGGCUAGAAUGCGAGGUGCGUUGCUGACGCCCUCCAGCCAACACUGCGGCCUUAGACAUUUCCAAAACACACGGCCGAGCGCCAUAGAGCAGCGCUCGCCAAGCGCCUUUACGUCCAACGCCACCAGCAUGCUACUGCUGCAGACACACAGCAACUACGGUUCGUCCUUCACUGAUCUACUAUCGCCACAAUAUCAAGACGACUCAUCCGAAAUCUUAGAAGAAAACUUAGAUCCAUUUCCGGACGUUGAGUUUCACGCUCCAAUUCCGCCUGAAGUAAAAUCACAAAGAACCACUCCUGUGAGUGACCCUUCAUCGCCUACACUUGGCCCUGCUUUGCCGAGUUUCGAAGAAACUUACUCUGUCCGUUAUCCUAAGCAAGAAUUAUCAGAAUUUGGCAUAAAAAUGGACGAAGACUGCUACAAUGUUGGAGCAUACUCUCAUCAAGGACACACAUCAACUCAACUCUUAUACCCGUAUCAUCAAUCUACGAUUCCAUACGUACCGUCUUCUUACUAUGCUCCAGCCCAACCAUGCAGUCCUACAUUUGACUCAGGAGGUGUGACUCACAAUCAAGACUCUUAUUCGUUACCACCGUUCCCAAGUUCUGUUGAUUUGCAUAUUAAUACUGAUCAAAGUUCGAGGCAACGAAGAGCUUCUUUACCUGUUCAACGAUCGGAAUCCAGCAGUUCUAAUGAUAGUCCGAAGCUACAUGGAGGAAGAGUCCAUUGUAUGCAAGCGUCUACACCGAGUUCUGCCUCGAGUUCACCUGGCGGUGCACCAUCGGAAACGACCGGUCCCCGCGCCGCACCAUCAUCACCCAGCCAGUUGUGUGCAGUCUGUGGAGACACCGCUGCUUGCCAACAUUACGGAGUUAGAACUUGUGAAGGAUGCAAAGGCUUUUUUAAACGAACCGUACAAAAAGGUUCCAAAUAUGUAUGUCUAGCUGAGAAAGCUUGCCCGGUAGACAAAAGAAGAAGAAACAGAUGCCAGUUUUGUCGUUUUCAAAAAUGUCUCGCAGUCGGAAUGGUGAAAGAGGUUGUUAGAACUGAUUCCCUCAAAGGAAGACGGGGCAGGUUACCAUCUAAACCAAAAUGUCCGCAAGAAUCUCCACCGAGUCCACCUAUAUCCAUGAUCACUGCGUUAGUCAGGGCACAUGUGGACACAUCGCCCGAUUUUGCUAAUUUGGAUUACUCGCAAUACAGAGAACCGAACCCCAUGGAACCACCGAUGUCAGAUUUAGAAGUAAUACAACAAUUUUACUCUCUGCUCACGACAUCUAUCGAUAUGAUCAAAUUAUUCGCCGAAAAAGUACCCGGUUUUUCAGAACUCUGCCCCGAAGAUAGGGAACAAUUAUUUGCCUCUGCAAGGCUGGAGCUAUUUGUACUAAGACUCGCCUACCGCACAAGGCCUGAAGAUACUAAGCUGACCUUCUGCAAUGGCAUAGUACUAGAUAAGAGGCAAUGUCAACGAUCCUUCGGGGAUUGGUUACAUGCCGUGCUGGACUUUAGCAACACACUGCACUCGAUGGAUAUCGACAUUUCUACGUUUGCAUGUCUCUGUGCCCUCACAUUAAUAACAGAGCGUCAUGGGCUGAAGGAGCCACACCGAGUAGAGCAGAUGCAGAUGAAGAUCAUCGGGUGCUUGCGCGCGCACAUGCCGGGCAGCGGCGGCGGUGUGGGGGGCGCGCCGCACUUCAGCCGCGUGUUGGGCGCGCUGCCGGAGCUGCGCUCGCUCUCCGUGCAGGGGCUGCAACGCAUAUUCUAUCUUAAGCUCGAGGACCUCGUGCCCGCACCGCCCCUCAUCGAGAACAUGUUCCGCGCCAGCCUUCCCUUUUGAGCGACCCCGACCCGAGGACCACUCCCGCCUUCUUAUGCAUUCUCCUUCGAUAUUUAGAGCCGACUCCGUUAUUUAUAAGUGUUAGAUAUAAAAUAUUUUUAUAGACUAGUUGGACUUUGAAGAAUGCGAUCUCCCACGGAAUCGGUUAGUACUAAGUAAUUUGUAAAGUUAAGCGAAGAAGACAAUCUUAUUGCGUAAGUCCUAUUACGAACUUAAUUUAUUGUAAAAGUAUAGAUAUU